Anopheles funestus (African malaria mosquito) is the source of this 1111-nucleotide messenger RNA. RefSeq lists its product as uncharacterized. Bases 1 to 1044 code for a protein of 347 amino acids. Gene Ontology annotation, molecular function: 3'-5' exonuclease activity; nucleic acid binding. The transcript is spliced from 2 exons. Lineage: Eukaryota; Metazoa; Arthropoda; Insecta; Diptera; Culicidae. The record is from RefSeq and is a predicted model, not a curated record. Gene Ontology annotation, biological process: nucleobase-containing compound metabolic process.
AUGAACAAGAUAAGUUUAGAAAUCGGACAAACCAUUUUACUUGAGCUAGAGGAAGAAUGUUUGCUGGGUAAGGUAAUGCACGUUGCAUCCGAUCGGUCGUUUAUUCGAUUGGCUGAUGUACGUGAUAUGACCACAGAUAAAAACUACGGCGUUCAAACUUACUACAACUCGGAAGUGCGAAAUAUACAGGUUGCCUCUACCGAUGAUGAUACACCGAAGCCGACCACAAAACCAUCGGAAAAUGUUAUCAAAUCGAAGCUACUGACACUCGACAGCCUGAACAAUGCACUGGAACAGAUAAACAACUACGUAUUCAUUCAUCAAACGGAUGCAAAGUAUCACGAUUCGAUCCGAUACCUCAAGAAACAACGUCACCUCGGUAUAGCAAUGGAAUGCAUCGAAAAUGGGCGACAUUCGAACGGAUCGUCCUUGCUAACGAUUGCUACCUAUGAUUCAAUCUACAUUUUCGACAUCAAAUGGAUGAAGAUAACGGACGAUAUGCGCGAUCUACUUAGCAGUGAUCGGUACCGGCGCGUUCUUCACAAUAGCCGGCUGGUGAGCGAUGUUCUGCAGCACAAGUUCGGCAUACCGUUGGGAAAAUGUUUCGACGUUAUGGUAGCUCAUAUAGCCACCAGUAAAACGGUGGGACAUACAGUAGAAGACACACCAGUUUCCCUACAAACGUGUGUACGAAACUAUUUAAAUCUACCGGACAAAUUCUUCGAUGGCAAUGUGACCUUUAAUUUGCGACCGUUAAGCGAUAUGGCGAAGAAGGAAGCGGCCAAAAAUGCAGUAUUUUUACUACCGCUUCUGGAUCUAUUCGUACACGAAAUCAUGCUGGAACCGUUCUACAGUAGCUGCAUCAGCUACUCGCAUAGUUUGUCCCGUAAUUCGGAUUUCAUCAACAGUUUGGUUGACUUGCGGAACAAAGGUCCCGAAGCGAUUGAAGCGAUACAACCAGCAAAGCUUGGCAUUGAUGUGGAAUUAUUAAAUGUGCCGGAACAUGAGCUAACGAGUGACCCAAGCAAGCCUCUUUGUGAUUGAAGACAAGUGAAAUGGAAAAAAACCCCGAUGAAUAAAGCUGGCGCCACACAUAAUCUAGCACAACAAA